ACACGAGCAGGGUGAGACUCGCACUUGGAAGAGAACGGAGAAUACCAACCUUCGCCUCUCUGAAAGGAACAGCUGGGUUUGAUUUAUGAAACGGAAACAAACAGAUUAAAUGAUUGAAGGAGUCACAUCAUAAAAAACAAUCGCUAUUUGCUGUCAAGGAGAUAUACCUAGAUAUAAGCUACCGAGAGAGGUUGGCUAUUGGUGAGCAGGGUUGUUGGUUAACGGUAGGUUUAUAGAGCACGAGCGCUGAAAUAAGCCGAAGAGGGAGUGUUUUCAGAACCUUGGAUAGAGCACGCGAGCGGGACCAUGGCUCCAAUGGUGACGAAAGAAAUGCAGUUUGAGGUGCCGGUGAGUGUUGCCGUGGUGAGUGUGUUUGGCCUAGUGUCCUGCGUCUCCAUCUUCGCCUGGAUCUGCUGCCAACGUAAGAACACCAAGUCCCAAGGGACAACACCCUACAAGUUCAUGCACAUGCUCAAAGGCAUCGACAUCUACCCAGAGAGCCUCAGCGACAAGAAAUUAGACAGCAAGAUCGACGUCAACGGAAACUGUAAUGUCAACAGCACCAAUGGUAAACAACAACAACAACAAGUGGCCUCCAGCCCAGCAGAGGGCAGAACGGCCCUCCACCUCGACCUGGAAAAACAACAAGACCUGAACGACAACUUCACCAUCACCACCAAACCCCCACACCCCAACGUCCAGAUCCACACCAAGGUCCGCAGCUCCCCAGACUUGGACCUCCCCAUGCCCCACCCAGGGUUCACCCAAACUGGGGUUAGAGACCUGGCCCUGGUCACCCCCACCAGUGGCAGUCUCUCCAGCCAGGCCACCCCCCACACCCAAGGGGACGCGGACCACAACAAACCCCAGGACGGAGGCCCCGAUGUCGGCCUUGGGACCCUCCACUUCUCCCUGGAGUACAACUCAGAGAAGAAGGCCUUCGUGGUUCACAUUAAGGAGGCCCACGGGCUGACUCCGACCGACGAUCAGUCCCUGACUUCUGACCCCUACAUCAAGCUGACCCUGCUGCCUGAGAAGAAGCACCGGGUCAAGACCCGUGUCCUGAGGAAGACUCUGGACCCGGUGUUCGACGAGACCUUCAGCUUCUAUGGGAUCCCAAUGGUCCGCGUGCAGGAGCUGUCGCUCCACUUCAUGGUGCUCAGCUUCGAUAGGUUCUCCCGUGAUGAGGUUAUUGGCGAGAUGCUCAUCCCAUUGGCCGGGAUCGACCUGACGGAGGGGCGUGUCCUGAUGAGCCGUGAGAUCAUCAAGAAGAAUGUCAGGAGGAGUGCAGGUCGAGGGGAGCUGCUGUUGUCUCUCUGUUACCAGUCUACCACCAGUACUCUAACAGUCGUGGUGCUAAAGGCUCGCCACCUGCUGAAGACCGACAACCACAGGCCCUCAGACCCAUAUGUGAAAGUCAACCUCUUCAAAGGGAAGAAGCGUGUCAGUAAAAAGAAGACCCAUGUGAAAAAGUGUUCCCCCAACCCUGUGUUCAACGAGCUGUUUGUGUUCGACAUGGCCUCUCAGGAGGGGCUGAAGGAGACCAGCGUAGAGCUCCUGCUCAUGGACUCUGAGUCUCCACCAACCAGGCGGGGGGGCUCCUCCCAUUCCCCCAAUCCCAUCUUGGGGCGCCUGAUCCUGGGUACGGCUUCUGCCGGCACCCCCGGGGAGCACUGGAGGGAGAUCUGCGACCACCCGCGCCGGCAGAUUGCCAAGUGGCACAUCCUGUCCGAAGACUAGAGAUUUGUUGAGGCUUUGCCGUCAAGGUUACAGCGGAGCUACGGUUAUUUGGUGGGGGGGGUGUCUACAGCGACGGGCAUUGCCUAACAACAGGUAGAUUUUAACGUGACCAACACCCAAGGAACUAUUGAUAAGUGAAAGGGGGAGGGGUGUUGAUUCUAAAUGAUGUAAUUAAUCAAUCAAUCAAUCAGUUAUUCAAUCAAUUUAUCGAUCAUUGAAAUUGUUUGGUUAUGGUGACCGAGAAACCCAAUCAUUCGUCUAUGAUCCCAUAGACUGUCACCACAACGACCCCCGGCAAUGCAGCUCUCUAUCUCCAUGGCAACAUCAUCUGAUCGUCACGGCAACCUUGUGCAGUGCAGAAUGUCCUAGUAACUGUCGCUAACUUCUACUAUUAUUACUAUAAACAUUACUCCUUUGUACGACAAAAAACAUUUUAUUAUUACUACUGAUGUAUAAAGAUGUGGAUUAUCAAAACUUUAUUUUAUAAAUAUGCUAUCUUUUAUUUAUCAAAUGUUAUAUUUAUUUAUUUUUUUGUUUUUGUACUCUUCUGAGUAUGUUUUGUAAGUAAAAGUGGUAUUUCAUAUCAUUGCAUACCAGAGGGGCGAGACAAGCCUAAAUUAGGUGACAGAAACGAAGCUUGGAUUGCAUAAAGGACUUUGUGCUUGUGUAUUUAGGUCAGAAGGGAUGAGAGGCAUUGUGUAUUCUGUCUUUACUGUGAGCACAAAGACAGCUUGAAAUGUACAUGUACCUUAAUAUAAAACAUGGCAAGUUCUGAGAAAAGCACCUCAAUCGGUUGUGUUUUAUUUCAAUGUUUCACAAAAACAUCCUUAAAAUACACAUUUUUAACAUCCUGUACACAAACCAU
Molecule: messenger RNA, 2605 nt
Organism: Oncorhynchus tshawytscha (Chinook salmon)
Lineage: Eukaryota; Metazoa; Chordata; Actinopteri; Salmoniformes; Salmonidae
Gene: syt4
Product: synaptotagmin IV
Exons: 4
Coding region: 307-1740 (477 amino acids)
Biological process (GO): cellular response to calcium ion; calcium-ion regulated exocytosis; vesicle fusion
Cellular component (GO): synapse; axon; membrane
Molecular function (GO): calcium ion binding; clathrin binding; SNARE binding
Source: RefSeq, a predicted model, not a curated record